CGUCCAUGUGGAAACAGAAGACAUCAAGCCGGAUUUAGCCAGUCUCAUUCCUUCCGAACCGAUUGACCAUAACGUCGCCGGUAUGAUGAUUAGGUCCGAGAUGACAGGUAAUAUGGAUCGUUUGCUGAAUGGACGAACGAACGGAACGGUGUACAAAUCGACGGUGCAAGUAUCAUACAUCUGCAAAAUUUGCCUGGUUGGGUAUGGAAAAAAUGUAAUCGAAGAUCUGUGUGUUUUUUUUCUUCUAUCGAACGUUUUGACAUUUCGUGACAUUUGUGACGGAUACAGUGCACACACACGCAUGCAGCCACAGCGCAGUUCUAUUUUUAGCGCUGUCAAAAGCUUGGCGUACUUGAUUGCGUUUCAGUGUGAGGAUAGGAUCGUUUUCUCGUGGCAAACUUGGUAGCCUAAUAACACGCAGGCGAGACAAGUUGAAGGUUCGAAUCUGAAUACCGGUCGUGUGAGGUUUGUGAUUCCUUUCUAUUGCCGACGGGGGUACACGUUGAAAACAGCUGAUUACGUUUAGCCCCGGAUUUUGGUCACAAAUCAGAAAGGUUUUUGCGUAUUACGUACUACUCUACGUGCUGCCAACCCCGCGUUCGGCUAGGAGGGGCUGUGCAGAGGAGGAAAAAGGUGUCUCGUAUGAAAUUAUUUUGCUGCCAGGAGGCAGGGAGAAAGACAUAGUGCCAAAAAAAUAGAACCCGGAAAAGUGCCUCUUUUGCUGUUGCUACUACGACUUCCGCUGCUACUUCUGCCCGCACUCCUAACGCCAGCUCGAUUUCCGUCACUUUUUACACCGGUACACGCAGACCCAUUCAUCUCCCCCGCCUCUAUCAACGGUGGGGAGCACAGUGAUAACAACAAACUGUGAACUAGUGAGCGACAUUACAUUACAACACCGCAAUGCCUAUUUCAUCAAAGAAGGCACAGCAAUCUGCUGCUGCAGCCGCAGGUACUGCAAGCACAAGCGGAACAGGAGGCAGUGCCUACUUUCGUCGGAAAAAAAUAGUGCCCGCUGUGGUGGCGAGAAAAAUCAGUAACAACAAUACAAAGAACACGGCCAAAAUUGCAUCAUGCAAGGAAAUUUCAACGAAUGUUCCUACCCAUGAAGAAUCAAGUGCCACACUGAAAGAAGCAACCGAAACGGUCGAUUUGCAGCAGCAAACUUCACAACCUUUGGAAGCUGUGGCAGAUGUUACUUUAAACAAACCCACAUUACAAGCGGAAGAAUCGAAAGGUGUAAAAAUGCCGGAAGCACAAAAAAGCAAUACCACCACCAAACCGCCGGCUGCGUUCCGGCGAAUAAAACCGAAAGUUGUAAUACCGCAAACACAAAAACCGGCUAAAUCUAUUCUGAAAAAUCCCACGACACCGGUGAAGGGAAACUCCGGCACGGAAUGUACGGAUGUUGGCGAAAGCUCGAAUGAAACGUCAGUUAAAAAUGAUUCAAAGUUAGCUGCACAUGGUGAAAUUAUUGCUGAAAAGGAUCUUCCAAAACAAACUCCCCAAAGUGAAGAAUCGGUAAAAUCCAAACAAGAAACAUCGGUGAAUCAAUCAAAAUCAAUACAACCGACAGACAAGAAUGAGCUUGAUCCUGUUUUAAGUAAAACCAAUGUUAAUAUUGAGGGUAUGAUCACUCCUCAAACUUCCGAACAGGUUGCCAAUGCCGACGAAGUAAAAAAGUGUCCCGAUGUACAAAACUCUUCGACAUUGGAAAAGGGACAAUCGAAUAGUUCCGUACCGGUGGUAUCAUUACAGACAACUUCCAUUCCACUCGGUAAAAUGGAUAACGUUACAUCUGUUUCUAUUCCGCCCGCUGAAGAUACCAGCAAGCAACACAUUCCCGAAAGCACUCCCAACAAUGCAAAAGCGGCAACAGCAACUAAAACCAUUAAACGUACUAUUAGCUUGAGCACACUAUCACCAGAAAUAGCGAACAUGCUAAAGAGUAGCCUUGGUAAGAAACCGACAAAAGGAACAAAGUCACUGCAAGCCAAUAAGGCAACUGUAUCGAAACAAUCGGAACAUUCUAAACCACUUCCAAGCGUUAGUUUGCUUCCAAAAGCAUCACAAGCAAAUCAAGAAAAUCAAACUCAAACACAGCUAGUUGUAGCACCGUCCGAUAAACCGAAGUCCAUCGAAGACAAUGUUACUGUUCCAUCAGCAGGAGACCGUUUGUCAGUGCUUGAAAAUCGUGUCGAUAAUAUUGCAUCUAAAGAAACAAUCGUUACGAAGCCAAAAUCACCUGUUAAGCCUGCCUCUUCACCCGCAAAACUGCCAGCUAGUGGACAGAUUACUGGUGUUAAAAAAAUACAAAAAGUACACCAACUUACGGCCGAACAGCAGCGAUUGGUGCUUAAUAGUUUAAAGAAAGGAAAAGUCAAACGAUCGGUGAAGAUGCCAGAUGUCGCUUCGGUUACAAAGGAUAAUAAUGUGGCUACUGCUCAGGAGCCGAUUAAAAGUACUACAAAUGCAUUGUCAAAUGAGUCUACGGUUUUACCGACUGUUAUUAUACCACCCACACCGACAGUGUCCAGUGUUCCGAAGGACGAACACAGGGUAAAUAUUAUUUCACACAUAAUUCUGCCCCGUCUUACGGUUUCUUCGCCUGGAGAAGCGGCAAAGCAGAGCGUGUUUAAUGCUUCGGAUCUUUCCGUCACGGUUCCUGCUGCGUCACAUAGCUCACCAACCGCUGUACCGACAGCACCAUCACAACAACUUACGGGGUUCAUGGCAGGGACCUCUUCUACGCUCUCUUCGAAUAAUUCUAACCAAUACCCAAAACUGUUUAUUUGCCAUAAGCCUGCACCCGCUGUAGCAUUUGGUGGUGAAACCAUGUCAUCGCCGAUCCUGCAACAAUUUCCUACUCCCGCUAGUCCAGUUGAAGCAAGAUGUCAGUUGAUUCAACCUUCCGUUAGUGUUACCGUGCUACCGACAACUAAUCAUCCAGUUCCCGGUUAUCCGAGUAACUCCGUACCGUCGAGACCUUAUUUCCUUCCCACGCCGGUCGUAACCGUUCAGCCAACAACCCCGAAACAUACAGCUUACGCAAAUACUGCUCAUACUUCUCCUCUGCCGACACCAAUCAUUUCCGUGACCGUUUCGCCUAUGGGCAGCAGUAGUUCAUCGGCCACCCCGGUGAAAGUACGGGUUGAUCCUCGCAUCGUGCCCAAGAUCGUGAUCGAUGGAUGUGAUGCAAACGAUCACGACAGUCAAUCUUCGCUCACUUCUACUUCAUCGUCAUCUUCGUCGGUUCAAGCAACACCCGCGCUAAAGAAAGAAUCGAACGAUCGUUCCGUUUCUAUUCAAACGAGUUCUAAAGAUCGUACGGAUGUUGGAACGGGCUGCUCACCCUAUACGCUGCACAAGUUGCGUGCAAAAUCGCUGAAAAAUUUAAGAAUGAAAAUUGGAAACAUUAUUCCGAGAGUUGUGGAUAAAAAUUCCAACCAAACGCCAAUAAGACAGUACGGUAGUGCGAGUAACUUGAAGGGCUUGAGAGGAAACACUGAAACUAAUGUUCAGCAUGAUCACACAGUGAACAGGAUCGUAGAUCGAUACAAUAAGUUGUUGGCCGAAAGCACAACCAUUAUUCCUGGUAAACCGGAACUUCCCAACGUUAGUGUUUGUGAUUCAGAACCAGCAAAAACCAACUGCGAGCAAGCAAAAGUAUUAGAGAAGAAUGAUUUUUUAGGUUUUUCCACUUCGUCCAUUGAAUGCGCGGUACGAGAUUUUAAGCAUAAGACCAGGAUGAUUGAUUCGGUUCUGGAAGCGAGACGGAAAUCGUUGGAAGAUGCAAAAGAUCAUGAAAUGGCGAUAGAAGGAAUCGAAACAGGUGCUUUAAAUGAAGGAAGCAAACGCGAGCCUACACCACCAUUGCCAAUGACGGAAGUAAUGGAAGAACCAGCAGGAGAAUCUGUUGCUAAAACUGCUUCUAAUGAUCAAAAUCGUACCGAUUCUACUGAUCCUCCUCAAGAAGAUAUACCAAGUGGCAAAAAUAAAACUUCUUCAGUACAUGAUGAAAGUGAAACUAAUACUCAAAAGAUAGAUCCUGAAGCAGCAUCUUUGCAGGAUGAAGAAGCUGCUAUUAAGAAGGUACCCAUAAAUGUCACCACUCCAAAGGAAAUAGAAUUGGCCAAAGAGCAAAUCAUCAUACUGGAUAGUGGCGAAGAGGUUGAAAAUGAGCCAAAUAAGCAAAUCACAACAGUCGAACAUGAAAAUGCCACGAAAGGUCACGAGACAAACGUACCACAGGAAAUCGUUGUUGAUGCUAAUCGAUCGGAUGAAUCGAAUAAUGAAGAUUUGGAAGCAGUUCUUGACGGGACUGCAGCUAGCGGUGAAGUAAACGAACCUUUAAAUACAGUUAAUCCGAAUGUGGAGACAACGAUGGAAGAAGAAGAUCCAACAAUUUCUGCUCCAGAAUCGAGUGACAAAACAAUGACCGGUGUCGAUGUGAUCAUGGCUAUGGCAAAGUUAAGACGCGAAAACCGCGUCCUGUCGCUGGAUGACGGAUCCGAUCGGGAAGAUAUUGGCUGGAUGGAUGAACCGAUUGCUACACCGACUAAGCUAACGACACCCCCAAACGCUGAUGAGCAGCUCGGUAAAAAGAAACGGAAAAGGCGUAGGAAAAAAAGUAGAGACAAAUUUGUGGAACUGUUACUUAAGCACGUAAACUAUGACACGCUCAUAGAGGAUUUGGUGAAUCAAGAGAAACGACGCUGCAAUUACGUUUCGUCAUCAGACGAGGAAGUGCGUACCAUUUCUCCCUUGCAACGUUACAUCCGAGAGCAAGAACGGGAACAAGAACGAUCAGCGGCGAUCGUGGAGGCGAGCGAUUAUUUAUCAACCCCAACGAUAACAUCCGAGGACGACGAAUCGUUGGUAGAAGAAACGAUUUUAAAUCGCAUUCUUAGCAAACGUGCUUGCGUUUCUGCUGCGCAUGAUGUUUCUAGCACCCCUUUACAGAUCGAACAAACGGCGGUAUGUAGUGGUACACCACAAAAAGUCAUUUGUGCCGACAGUGAUGAUGGUACAUUAUCACCCGGUGUACCAGAUGAACAAGGAGAUGACGUAGAGCGUUCCAACAUCUGUGAUAAAGCGGCCGAAGAUGCUGCAGCAGGAACUAACAAAGCGCCAACCUUACGAGAACUGUCCGAUAUUGAAAUGGAGAUCGUCGAUCCAAUUCCUCUGGCUACCGAUGAUUUUAGCCUUGAUGAGCGCUACAAAAGCUGUGAUAAAAUCGUAACAAAUGCCGCAACCUGUGAUACACCAAGCGGUGCUUUAGUUGAAGAAGAAGCAAUUGAAGCAAGUUCUUCACUGUCGAAGGUAGUCAAAACGAUCAAUACUCACGCGGAACAAGUACAACUUCAGCGUCGUACGAGGCGAACGCUUUUGAGGCGAGCUAGUUGCAGGAAGCGACCCCCCGCUAAACGGUUAGCGACGAGAAUGGUCAGUUACGCGAACAAACGGAAGAGACCGCGGUACAACAUUACUCCACCGGUUGAGAUGCCACUGUUCGAUAGCUCGGACGCAUUCAACAUCGACGAGGUAGUUUCUGACUGUUCGUCGGAUGGUUUAUCUACCGGUGAAGUGUUGGCAAAGAGCACACGAACAUCACUCCCAGCGAGAAAGCUUAGCAUGGGCAAUGGAAACGGUUCUGUUGAUGUUGAUGAAGGCGGUGUAAGGGAUGAAAGUAAAGCAAACAUAAGAGGUAAGGGUUUAUCGGUUGUUGCGGUAGCACGUGACACGUCAAAUCGACCGGGCAGGAGUAGGAAAAGCGAAAGAAGACACUCGAGCAGUAGCAACAGCAUCAGUAGCAACACCAGGCCGAAUAGUCUUAGCUGUGAUGGCGAUCUAUCGUCUAGCGAUGAAACGAAACCUGGCAGGCGGCGUAAAUUGCGGCGAAAGAAACGUUCGACGCGAGGUGGCCCGCGUGCUAACCGUGCACCGGAGGAGGUGAAGGAGGAGAAGGUGGGGACCAAUGAUGCUACCGUCGAUUAUGACACCAAACGUUCUCUGUCCACUACCACUAGUAGUAACACUAGCAAUAUACGCACUCACUUGCCCACUGCUUCCUCCAAACCUUCCAAAGCUUCCAACCUAGAUGCACAGUACGUGAUCACAGAGGUCGCGUCCAAGUCAGCGACAGCACCACCGCGCGUACUGGAUGUUAUCAACGUGCGGAACAAUCGUGUACUGUCAACCGGAGCACCUAGCACCCGCUCAAACCGUACCACGAACGUGCUGUCGAAUCCACAAGAAUCUGGAAAGGAUGCGCCGAAACGCCAUCGUAAUCGAUCGGCAAAAAAGUCGAACCAAGCAGCGAACGUUGAGAGCGAAGAAUUCAUCACCCCAAAUAGCACAAUAGACGACUGGCAGCAACAAUCAACUGCGAGCGAGAAAAAUGCAACGGGGGAAUCGCAAUCCGAACCUGCCCCUUCUGAACCGAUGGAUGCAGACGAACUUGGAAAUCAACCAGUCACGUGUGGUAACUGUGGUAAGGAGAUGCUUCAGUCGAGUUGGCAGGACCAUUGCGGAAUUCACAACGGGGCAACAUUUCGCGUCGGUAUCGAUACGCCGCUCGAUAUGAAAGAUGUGAAAGCGGUAUCAGGAGCGAUUGCACGAUUCAUGAAGCUACAGCGCCGUGCGGAGGUGGCAUGCGAACGAUGUGGGAUAGUAAAAAAAUCCGGCCUCGGUAUGGCAUCCCAUAUGAACCAGUGCGGACUGUCGGACCAGGAGCUGGAACAGAGCAAAAUGACCUGUGUACACUGCGGGCGGAAGAUGAAAGCGGUCAGCCUGUUAAUACACCAGCAGCAAUAUUGCCGAGUACUGAAGGAACAGCAGCGUCAGAUUGCCUUAACUACUCCAAUGGAGGAGCCGAUACCAACCAAAGAGACGACGGCAAGUGGUCGACGGAAACGGAAAUCGGUCGCCAAGGCUGAGAAGAAGAUUAAAACGAUUGCCAAAGAAACCAUCGAUGAGCUAAAUGGCGAGCUGGUGCUGGAAGUAUACGGGCGCGGUGUUAGCAAUGCCAUCAUGCAAUGUUGGUUGUCCCAUCUGAAACAAUCAAGCGAAGCCGUCUGCGCGUACUUAGGCUGCCCAUUCUUUGGCAUGACGUCCGCCCACAUGCAAACGGAGUACAAUGAUGACGCGGCGGAUCCGAAACCACUGUACCAGUGCGCCAAAUGUGCGUACAUGUCAACGAAUCAGGAUCCGAUAUAUGAACAUCUUUCGAUUGUUCAUCCGCAAACUUUGCGUAGGGUUGCCGAACAGCGGCACAUGAUGUCUAAUUUUACCAGCGACGGCGACUCCGAUGUAUGUAUGGUCAGCGGUAAUGAUAGUACCAGUGCGGAUGAUACAUUCAGCAGCAGUGCACUAGAGGAGGAAGAUGAAGGAAGGCCGGGUGGUAAAUCGAAAAAGGGCAAGGGAAAAAAGCAAACCAGUGCAUCAUCGAACAAAUCAAAAUCGAAAAAGAGUAAAAGCGAAAGUCCCAAAAGCAAUAGCAAGAAGAGCACUGGAAAGCAGACAGGAGGAAGUAAGGCGAUCUCAUCGGAGUUGUUAGACACUACAAUUGCUUCUGUCGGGACGGAGGAAACGGAAGUGUACAAAGAAAUGGUGCUCCAGGAGUCGAUCGAAUAUAAGCAGGGUAAGGGCAACUAUCAUCUCAUGACGGUGAACUGGACGCAAGAGUUUCGCCGGGAACACUAUGCGGUACGGUUGCUAUUCAGUGACCUUCGUCCGGAUGUGGAUAUAUCGUACCUGCGAGCGGUUAAUAACUUACGGGACUACCUCCCCAAAGCAACUCAGUCGUUGCGAUACGUGCAGUGCAACUCGAAACAGUACGAUCCGGUAUACGAACCGGAAAUGUUUGCAAACCGAUGGCAACAAUCGAACACAUUCGAAGGGGAAGCGCUUGGUUGUGAGUCGAUCUUUUACUGCGGUGGUCCGGUUGUAUCGAUCGAUUGGUUACCAUUGCCGGACGAUUGUGGGAACGAAUGUGAUCAAUUCCUGGCCGUAGCUUGCAAGCAGAGCUACGAUGAGUAUUACAACGGUGAAGAGCUGGCAAUACCCCGUUCGCGCAAGUCCCUAGUACAGAUCUGGAACGUUGGUCCCAUACAAAACCUUGGAACAACAAAGAUUACUCUACGCAGCCCUCGACUAGCGUUCGCCAUCGCAUGUGAAUAUGGUCCCAUCUGGCAGGUAGCCUUCUGUCCUAGCGGGUGCUACAAUGAUCCUGCCCAGGGAGACGAUCUGGACCGGUUAGGUCUGCUAGCGGUAGCUGGUUCCGAUGGAGACGUUCAUCUUUACGCACUGAGUCGUAGUAUGGCGGCAACGGAGAGCGACAAUAGUACCGCCGCGCCUCGAAUUUUACCUCUACAACCGGUGCUGCUCCUGUCGCUUAGUGUUACUGUUGGACCACAAAUCUCUCCUGCUUCAGAUUUUACCGGACGAAGUGUAGUACGCAUUACUUGGAGCCGCGAAAAGGGACACACCGUGUUGGCGGCCGGUUACUCGAAUGGUGUCGUCGCGGUAUGGAAUCUAGCCGCCACAUCGCCAUUGCUUUGCGGAAUGAAAAAUGGUAUCCGAACACUGCUGCCCGUACACAAAAUACUACAUUCGAGCAGCGGGUGCAUUACGGCACUGGAUCUACAUUACAGCGCCGGCUCAAGGUAUCUGGUCGUUUGUAAUGUCGAUCGACGGUUGAAGGUGUACGAUCUGCGCAGCAGUCUAUAUCAACCGCAAGAAUCGCUAAGUAUAAUAAUGCGCAGCCGAGUCGCUUCCGUGCGCUGGUUGCUACACUUUCCGGUGCUGGUGAUUGCGUACGAUGAUGCGCUGUACAUCGAUCGGUGUGCGUACAGUGUGCAUCAGCCGCGGGACAUUGGGUUGCGAAUGUUCAGUAUAUUUACGGUAGGCUCUGAAAUGACCGAUCUGGGCCCGAAUGAUUGGUAUAGCGUGAAUGCGGUAGCGACCAGUGGCGGAGAUUUGGUAUGUCACCGUCCGGUACCGUUCGUUUACGGCAUGAACUACAAAAAGUUAGCACAGAUUUUAACGACGACAAUCCCGAUGAAGUUAAACGCAAUCGACGAUUCUGUUGAUGUUUCGCGCUACAAAUCAUUCUCCCAAGAAUAUGGUCUCCUAUUUUCCGACACCGAUAAGGUUCCCACCGCUAUGGAUACGGCGGCGCUGCAUCUGAAAACGUGGCAUCGGGCCAAGUUCAAUCACUAUCCUGCAAUCCGGUUAAAUCAGAUCCGAUGGAAUCCGAACAGUUCCUCGUACAUGUACUACGCCAUCGGCUACCAGGCAGGGUUUGUGCGUGUACGGGUACUACGAACGUAGGGCGCACGAUUCGACUGUGUUCGUCGCUUCAUCCGGCGAUGCCAUUCCAAUGCAUUGUGUAUUUUUAUUUUAAUAAUAGACGAUGUUUAUUAUUAAAUGUAGUGUUUUAUGAUUUGCAGUUGUAAGAAAAAUAAAAAGUGGUUUGAUUCGA
Messenger RNA from Anopheles funestus (African malaria mosquito), 9484 nucleotides. RefSeq lists its product as uncharacterized. Gene Ontology annotation, cellular component: transcription factor TFIIIC complex. Lineage: Eukaryota; Metazoa; Arthropoda; Insecta; Diptera; Culicidae. Gene Ontology annotation, molecular function: protein binding. The transcript is spliced from 8 exons. Gene Ontology annotation, biological process: transcription by RNA polymerase III. The record is from RefSeq and is a predicted model, not a curated record. Bases 904 to 9333 code for a protein of 2809 amino acids.